GUGUUGGGGUGCCAUUCACAAUAAAUGUGCUAUACACAGAGCAGGUGCAUUGCCAUGCGUUGUGUUAUUGUACAUGUUUUGGCGCACCUUGGCACAACGCACAAGUGUGAAUGUGGAGUUCAUGACCAGGGGCGGACUGACCAUUUGGAAACUCGGGCACUGCCCGAGGGCCCGGGGUCAGUAGGGGGCCCCAUGAGAUGCCCCUGGUACCUUUUUCAUAGGCUUUUUUGAGUUUGGGCAAGGACACAGGGGCCCCAUGAUCCCCUAUUGCCUGGGGGCCCCAUGAGUUGUCAGUCCG
Messenger RNA from Staurois parvus, 298 nucleotides. Lineage: Eukaryota; Metazoa; Chordata; Amphibia; Anura; Ranidae. The record is from the annotation of a GenBank genome assembly.